AUGUUACAGGAAGUGCUCAAGAGGGAACGUGCCUCCCUCAAGAAUGCCAAGCUGCCUCCUGGUCAUCCAACACGACUGCAAAACCGGAGGCAGAACUAUGAGUAUCUGCGGCUGCAGAAUACCAUCAAACAUCACUUUCGGCAUUUCCACAUCGAGCUCUUGAGGGAGCAGAAGCUGCGGGAAGCUGCUGGUAAGAAACACACGCACAAACAAACUCCUGCAGCUAAAGAAAAGGAGUAUGGAGCCACUGCAGCAGCAGAAGAGGGAGCCCUUGCCUCACAGGGGAAAGAAGAAGGAGCAAAAGAAAAAGAAGAGGAGGAAGAAGCAGCUCCCGGAAAAGAACAGCAAGAGGAGCAACAGGAGAAGAUGGAGGAGCAAUCUCCUGCAGUGGAAGAACAGGCAGGAAUGAAGAGGAAAAGAAAUGAAGAGGAAGAUCCAGCAGCGGAGAAUAAAGAAGAGCGAGUAGAUGGAGAAGAAGCUCCUCCGGAGGUAGAAAGGCUGACCCUCCGAAAACGGCCAAGGAAGGACUACAGAGGAUUUAGCAUUCCACCAGAAGACUCUUCAGACAGUUCUGCUGCCACCAACGCAACCCUGCUCCUUGCAUGCCUUCUGUGGCUGUUUGUACAUAUUUGUGUGUUUGUGUGUGUCUAUGUGUGUCUGUGAGUGUUUGUCUAUGUUUGUGUGUGUCUGUGUCUAGCCAUGAUCCAGGGUAUAAACCGACUGCCGUUUGAAGGAGUCAGGAAGGAAUUUUUACCCUCAGUUCAAAUUGGCCAAGUGCUGGGGUUUUUUGCCUUCCUCUGGAUCAUCAGCUGUUGAUUAUUGUUGAUGCCCAACAAUAAUUGGAUAUUUAAAUCAAUAAAUCUCCUGUUCCCACCAACAGGUUUCCCAUAAA
Molecule: messenger RNA, 892 nt
Organism: Xenopus laevis (African clawed frog)
Lineage: Eukaryota; Metazoa; Chordata; Amphibia; Anura; Pipidae
Product: cilia- and flagella-associated protein 251-like
Exons: 5
Coding region: 1-663 (220 amino acids)
Source: RefSeq, a predicted model, not a curated record